AUGCUCAAGUCAUCAUUGACCUGUUUCGGAAUUUCCAGUUCAGUCACCAGUCGAUAUGAUGCCAACAACUUCUGGAAACAGGAGGCAACCAUAAAACAGCAAGACGAGUUUGACGGAGAGCUUUGCCAUUCAAUCACAAUCACAAACGCUUGCUUCGGUCAUAUUCUUCAUGCUGAACGAACGGAGGAUAGUGUGAAAAUAUACGGUAUCAUCGACCCGCAAAUCGUAGAAAUCGAGCACGAUGCAAGCAUCGAUAUUCUACAUCGAGCGCAGACACCCAAUUGUGAUCGUGAAUGGGCUGAUCGCCAACAUGCCCUAGAAGGCGACCUGCUAGGCGAUCGCCUUCUCGCUGGAAUCCGAGAGUUUCACGGCCAGCUGCAAAUGUGCUCAACCAAGCUCCAUAUUCUCCAACGAGAACAUCAGCACCACGUGCACAACCGACAUCAUUGGAACUUUUAGCUCGUGUUGCCGAACCAAUUCGACCGGCUAUCCCAGCGUUGGCCCCAGUGGUUCCAACCCCCGCCCAAAAGAAAAUCGCCAUGAGACGGAAAUUCUGGAGCCAGUGCUGUUCUCUAUGUGCCAGCAACUGCACCGAUUCCAAUUCGAUCCGGAAGAACGGCUGUCGCUGCCGCCUCAGCAUCGAUACACCAAUAUUAUACGGAGUUUUUAGAAAACGGCAAGCGCACAAACGCAGUGCCAAGAGUUUCCAGCACGCAGAAUAUCGACCUCCGCUGGACAGAGUUAGCAAAACCAAAGCCAGAUUCGAUUGCAACAGCAUCACAGACGUCCGCCAACAUCUGGAUGCUAUCAAAAACGUUCUGGAUUUCCGGAAUUAUGGUCGCACGCGAUCUUCUCGCCAAGCAUCAAACGCUUGUCAAGUCUGCACAAUCAUACGAUUCUACUCCGACACAGGCGAAGCUCCAAUCGAUAUAUGUACUAAAAAGUUGUCGAUUUAUCGGCAAUUUGGGGGCCGACUAAUUUUGUGAGUUUCUUUUUUUCUGAAAUGAAAAAUAUUAAUUUAUAAAAUUUCAGCGCAAGGCAGGUACCAGUGGCAAUACCUCUUCAGCAACUUCCCUGGUGCCAAAUAUGUAUAUAUCAACCAAAAAAAUCGAGAAAUUAUCAAAAUCAACAAAAAAAAACUGGAAAAACAAAAAACACAAAAAAAUUGCAUUUUUAUCAUUAUUCAAUGGAAAUUAUUAUUUAUUCGCCCGUCAAAUGA
Caenorhabditis angaria is the source of this 1219-nucleotide messenger RNA. Lineage: Eukaryota; Metazoa; Nematoda; Chromadorea; Rhabditida; Rhabditidae. The record is from the annotation of a GenBank genome assembly.